AUGGAACCUGAAAGCUUUGAAGCAGCUGUAAAGGAAAAAGAAUGGGUAAAAGCCAUGGAGGAAGAAAUCAGAAUGAUCGAGAAGAAUAAAACUUGGGAGUUGGUCGAUCCACCAAAUAACAAGGAAGUCAUUGGAGUUAAGUGUGUUUACAAGACGAAGCUUAACCCAGAUGGAUCAAUCCAAAAACAUAAAGCACGGCUGGUCGCUAAAGGACGCAUCCACAUACCGAAGCCUGAUUGGAAGCCUACUGUAUCUAACGGCCAAAAGACUAGAUAUCAUGUACGCGACAAGUCUAUUGUCGAGAUUCAUGCAAAGUCCGAGCCAAGUUCACUAUGGAGCCGCGAAAAGAAUACUGCGAUAUUUGCAGGGUACUAA
This is a messenger RNA of Striga hermonthica, 375 nucleotides long. The record is from the annotation of a GenBank genome assembly. NCBI's taxonomy places the organism in Eukaryota, Viridiplantae, Streptophyta, Magnoliopsida, Lamiales, Orobanchaceae.